Messenger RNA from Schistosoma curassoni, 3365 nucleotides. NCBI's taxonomy places the organism in Eukaryota, Metazoa, Platyhelminthes, Trematoda, Strigeidida, Schistosomatidae. The record is from the annotation of a GenBank genome assembly.
CCAGUUUCGAGGUUGUAUGACCUCGCACUUUUACGGUUCGAAGGUCGUGUGCAUUUAUGUGCAAUGCCCGUAUUGAGCCCUCUCGAGUUUCGUGAUUGUGUUGUGGACAGCCCGAAUUUCCGAAAGGCUUUGUCAGACCAUGAGGCAGACUUAAAAAUCGCGAACAAGAAAGUCAAAAGUGUUCUAGUGAACACAAGAAGAGUUUUCGAAGCUAUGGAAUCAUUAAAUCAAGCGCUUAUUGAUUAUGCUGAAUCAUUGAAUGAUUUUUCAGAGUACGCUCAUCAGUCAACUUGUUUAUCCCAAACAGAAAACGGUAUGGUGUCCAGUUUAACCAUUUCUAAUUUAACUGAAAUAGAAGUUUGUGAAACCGAUGAUGAUAUUAUAAUUAAAAAUGCCUUGUCAGUUUAUGCAACUAUAAUUACAAAUGUUGAAGAGGCUAGGCGUACUAUGAUUCAGCCCAAUAAAGAGCUGGUCUUAACUGAACUAUCGGAAUUACGUUCUCUAUGGUUGGGUGGUCAAAAUACUAAUGUAAAAGCAUUUCAAAAAGAAACUAAAAACUUUUGUCAAUACCUUGAAAAAUACGCAUCAAUUAAAUCAAAAGAGUUUACAGAAGAUAAUGAUGCAAAAAUGCUUCAAGAACGUAAAAAUUAUAUUGCCAAAGCAUUUGAAUACAUCAGCAAUAUAAAUGAAGCGCAUGAAUUGAAAAAAUCCAAAUUUGUUCAAACAGUAAGUUUGAUCAUGAGAAUGUUGUCAAAUUUCUAUUAUCAAGCUUUCGAACAAUUCAAAGACUCAUCACAUCAAAUUAGUCAGAUACUUCAAGCUGCACAGCGUUCUAGUGAAAAUUAUGAACAAAUUAGUUUAGAGAGUAAAACACUAACAGAAAAACUACUCAAUACACCAUGGGAACAAAUACAAUCUACAAAUUUAGCUGAUACACGUGAAGGUUAUGUAUUUGUUGCUACAAAAAAAGCUGUUAUGACAAUUUGGACAAAAAAUUUCUGUACAUAUAAUCGUAAUAGUAAAAUAUUAAAGCUUACACCCUAUACUCAAUAUCAAGACAAUGAUAAUAAUACCGAAAUAUUGAAUGUCAUCUCUUGUAGAAGACGAUCAAAUGAUUCUAUUGAUAGACGUUGGUGUUUUGAUAUUGAAGUAUCAAAAAGAUCUACUCCACUUACUUUACAAGCACAAUGCUUGGAUGAUCUUCAUGAAUGGCUUCUUGUAAUGGAUGGAAAAGAGCCAAUUUAUGAAGAUAGACGUGUUUGCCUCCAUGAAUCAGAUAAUAUUCAAUUAAACGACAAAAGUUAUGAAUUUCUACUCAAUUUAAUUCAUGCAAUUGAAAAAAAUGGUAUUCAAGUUGAAGGAAUCUAUAGAACAUGUGGGGUGAAAUCUAAAGUUGCCAGUCUGAUUAAACAAGCUCUAUCUCCAUCAGGAAUAUCCAAGACGACUUUGUCAAAUUAUGAAUUAUGCGUUUUAACUGGUGCAUUAAAAAGUUUUAUUCGACAAUUAGAAACUCCAAUUAUGACAUUUCAAUUACAUGAUUCAUUCAUGUCUGCAAUGAAACGAGAUAAUGCUUAUCGAUUAACAGAGCUUAGUGCAUUAUUAAAAUUGUUACCACCAGAAAAUCAACGUACUUUAGACUUACUGAUUAGACAUUUAUCAAGCGUUGCUGCUUACAGUCAAUUGAAUCACAUGAACCCAAGUAAUCUAGGCAUUGUAUUCGCACCAUCAUUGUUUCGUUCACGUGAAGAAUCUGUCGCUGCGAUUAUGUCAACAAAAUUUGCUUCAACUGCUGUCGAAUUAAUGAUUAUUAAUUAUUCAAGUUUAUUUCCAAUACAUUCAUCGAAUAUUCUUCGACCAAUACCUCAGUCAUCUACUACCCCACUUGUUAUGGAUGAUAGAAAUGGAACUAUAAGCGAAAUUAACAAUACCACUCAUAAUUCUAUCAAUGAUAUAUUUGAUAGUAAUAAUACUCCUACUAAUAUGGGAAAAUAUAACCAUAUUAAGAAUGGUGAAAACUCUGUAGAACCAGUGUAUACUACACCGGUUAUUGGCUAUCCUUUUCAAUUAACCAAUUCAAUAUUGGAUCGAUCUGAAAACAUGUUCACUUCGUCCAGUAAUGAAAACUACUCAUCUCAAACAUCUUUACAAUCGAUUAAAUCAUCAUCUACGUUUACAUCUUCCUUCACAACAACAUCAACAACCACGAAAUCAAAUUCACAAUCAUUCAAAAGUUCACCAAGUCUCCCAAUCGCAUUACAAAUUGUCCAUGACAAUGAAUACAUUACUAAUCAACACGAACAAAAUCCAACAAAUGAAAAAAUUUUAAAUCAUUCUCUUCAUCAUCAUCAUAAUUCUUCAUUAGUUACAUCACCAUUAUCUAUUCAUCACAAUAAUCAUUUAAUUGAACCAUCAUUGAGAUCUCGUAUAUCACCGCAACGUAGCAGUCCGAACCCCCCGAUUCAUUUAGUUGUAUCGCAAUCUUUUAGAAAAUCGCCGGCACCACCACCACCGGUGACAUCAGCAAAGUGUGUAAAUACAAUCCCAGUAAGAAGCUCAUCAACAAAACCUAUCACAUUGUCACAAACUUCUGUCACAACUGCAAUCAAAGAAACUGCCACUACUGCUGUCAGUGCUUUGAAUCACGAAGAUCUAUCCUCUCAUAAUCACUCUGAUAAAUGUAAUAAUUUUGGGGUUGAAUCCGAUCAAACAUGUAUACCGCAUAUGUCUUCUGAAUAACACUAUUUGAACUGCUCUCUAUUCUGCCAGAACUUCAAUGCAUUGAUACAGAAAUACAGAUGUCAAAUAAAGUGUACAAGUAUAUCACCUAACUUAACUGGUUGCUCGAAAAUUUCUAUGUACAAAUUAUUCUACUUAAAUACUUAUAAAUAGUGUAAAAAUGUUUGAAAAAUUACUUGUCAAAUAGCGUUCAACCUGUCUUUUUUUUUUUGAGAAAAAAUAUACAUCAUAUUACUUAUAUUUACGUAUGUACACACUUUUUUUAGUCUGUUUUUGAUUAAUCAAGGUAUCUCUUUCAUUCUGUCGUUCUUGUUUGUUCCUUUAGUUUGUUUUUCAUUGGAAAUAAUCUCAGUAUCUGUAUUGUACUUCACAAUGAGAGUAAAAUAAGUUGUAUUAUGAUGUAUAUCCCAGAUUAUUUACAGGUUGAUUGGUUAGUUAAGUUUUUUUAGAUGUGUACUGACUUCCCAAAUGAUAAGAGAUCGUUUUUCUUGUCGUGAAUCGUUCGUUCGCAAAUUUCCAACAUUAUCUCAUGAAAAAUUUGUUGAAAAGGUAGUAUUGACCAUUCCCCCCCCCCAGUAAUUUUGACUUUGAUACAGUUAUUUAUUGUAAAUAUAAAGUUCAGAAAUGAA